AUGGCUCGCAAGGACGCGCCCGCCCAGCUGACGGCGCCCCUCGGUCGGCGGCGUCGCGUCGCGCACGACGGGGCUCGCCGAAGCGCGGCCGUGUUCGCCGCGGGCCUCUGCGUGGGCCUGGCGCUCACCUGCUGGCUACCGCAGGCGAGGCUCGUGCACGGCGCCUCCGGGCAGCGUCCGGGACCGCGCCGACAGCGGGCCGUGCCGCCCUGCGGCAUUCCACGCAGCCCGAUCCUCUACGACCUGAACAGCUCGGACCAUUGCGGGGCUUCCUUCCUUCGUACUCUAAUUUCCCUGUCUGGUCACCUGCUUAUUCUUCCCGCAUGGCAAAUAUUUUGGUAUGACGUACUUGCUCAGACGGGCCAGCGUGCGCUGAUUGACGCGAACCGCGCAGCGUCGUCGUGCAACUGGGUGUCGCACGAUCUCUUGCGUCGGCGUGUGCGUCUGCUGUGCUGGGUGCUGACGAAUCCGAACAAUACGGUCACCAAGGCGCGCCACGUGGCUGCCACCUGGGGUCAUCGCUGCGACCGCCUGCUGUUCAUGAGCACCGCUCGCAGCCACGAGGAGGAGCUGCGGCCGUCGGUGGUGCUCAACUUGAGCGUCGCCGAGCGGCGCAGCGCCCUCUGGGCCAAGACGAAAGCGUCCUUGGUCGAGUUGUACAACGGGCACCUCGGCGACUACGACUGGUUCUACAAGGCGGACGAUGACACGUACGCGAUCGUAGAGAACCUCAGGUUCUUCCUAUUGGGCAAGGACCCGUCGCAGCCGCUCUACUUCGGCUAUCCGUUCCGGGUGCUCGUGCCCACGGGCUACAUGAGUGGCGGCGCAGGCUACGUGCUGAGCCGCGAGGCCCUGAGGCGCCUCGUCGAGCUGGGCAUGAUGCAGGGCCAGUGCCGAGCCGACGCGGCGGGCAGCGAAGACGCCGAGCUGGGCCGCUGCCUGACGCGCGCCGGUGUCCCCGUCAGCGACACGCGUGACGCCCUGGGUCGAAACCGGUUCUUCCCGCUGCGCAUCGACCACUACUUCUGGCCGGAUUUGCUGCCGCUGCAUUGGUGGAUUUGGCGCUACGCAAAGUACCCCAUACGACCGGGCUGGAACUGCUGCAGUGACACGGCUGUGGCCUUCCACUACACGACGCCCGAGCGGAUGUACGUGUUCGAGUACUUCGUGUACCAUGUGCGGCUGCUGGGCGGCCUCGACCAAAGGGUCUACCCGAGGCGUCCGCCGCUUCCCGAGCUGAUUCCUUGAUGAGUUCACCGCCUCUGCGUCAGAGGGGCUUCGACUGUUUAUGGUCAUGAUUAUACGUUCCCAGCCAUAAUAAACAACAACAUAGUAUUGUAUUAUUUUCACGUUGUCGUGACGCUGAAGAACCAAGAAAC
Molecule: messenger RNA, 1379 nt
Organism: Dermacentor andersoni
Lineage: Eukaryota; Metazoa; Arthropoda; Arachnida; Ixodida; Ixodidae
Source: RefSeq, a predicted model, not a curated record